AUGAUAUAUAGACCGAUAAUUGUAGAGACUGAUCUCUGUUCUCAGGUGAUGGCAAAUCCAUUUGAUACUGCGCGGAGGUUAUUGACGAAAAAUGAUAUCAAGAAUACAUCUUUCAAUGAAAAACUGGAUCUUUAUUUCGUUGAUUACGAUAUCAUGCCACUCUACAUGCAGGAGAAUUACAUUUCUGCUUAUCUAUACGGAUCAACAUUUUCAUCACCUGAAGAUGAAGUUCGCGCAUCAGACGUUUUGGCUGGAGUGGCAGAUUGUUUAACUUUGGGAGAUUUGUUGAACUCGAAAGUACGACGAGAGGGACAAUGGAGUCUGCUUGGCGAUGUAGGAUUGUUUACGGCUGUAGUUCCGGCCUGUCAGGCUGCCGGGUUCAUUGCUCGCCCUGAGUUUCCGAAAUGGCUGGGACGCAAUUCAACAACAACAAAGAACAGACGUUUGUUGAAUGAAUUGCAGCUUUAUUUGGCUCCAUCCACAACAACCACACCAGUGCAAAUGAGAACCAGUGGGUAUUUGGAUUUGCUUUAUGAAAAGAUCUUGGCACCAUUAAAUGAUUCAAAGGCCCAAGAUCCUAAAGAGCAAGCGCAAGAAUGUAUGAAACUAAUUGAUGCAUGCGGAUUAACGAGAGAUCAAGUUGUUGAAAAUCUUGGAAGUUUACGACUGAAACGACAAAAAUUCAUUAAAAUUGUUUGCUUUAGGAUAAGAUUUUAUGAUCUGAUUGAUAGCUCUUUAAAACGGUCCCUAACGACGCUGUAUAACGCAUCUACCCAUUCAAUACGAAUGGCGCCACCGACAUUCUCAGUGAAAAAGAAAGCUAAAGGACCAUCCAAAGAAACAGAAGAUGACGGUGGCGAGGAUGCAACGGCUCCAAUCAAAGAAGAGGAACGGCAAAAAGAACAAGCUCCGCCCCAAAGCGCAAAGCCAAGGCGAAAGCCUCAACUAAAAAGGCCAGUCCAAAACGAAAAAGGCAAUAGUUCACAUUCAAGUACCACUUCCACUGUGCGUCCUCUCAUUUUCAAAAAAUUCGUUGCACGCAAAGAACAGACAAGCAUUCCAUCAACCUGGUGA
Condylostylus longicornis is the source of this 1074-nucleotide messenger RNA. RefSeq names its product replication factor C subunit 1-like. Gene Ontology annotation, cellular component: DNA replication factor C complex; nucleus. NCBI's taxonomy places the organism in Eukaryota, Metazoa, Arthropoda, Insecta, Diptera, Dolichopodidae. Bases 1 to 1074 code for a protein of 357 amino acids. The record is from RefSeq and is a predicted model, not a curated record. Gene Ontology annotation, molecular function: DNA clamp loader activity; DNA binding; ATP binding. Gene Ontology annotation, biological process: DNA replication. The transcript has 5 exons.